GAUUCAUAGUUAGAAGAUAAAGGAGAGCAGCAGAGGGCAAACUCGCUCAACCUCAGCUCCCGCAAUCAUGGAAGACCCGUCCAGCAACGGUAUCAGCACCGCCCCGCUCCUCCCCCAGCAUCGCGGGCCGUGGUGGCGCCGCAACCUACGCCUCAGAAACCCCCUCUCCUCGGAGAUGUCUGGCGCCGUCGGGGACCUCGGGACCUACAUACCCAUAGUCCUGACCCUGACUCUAGUGUCCCACCUUGACCUCAGCACCACCCUCAUAUUCACCGCCCUCUACAACAUCGCCACCGGCCUCCUCUUCGGCGUCCCCAUGCCCGUCCAGCCUAUGAAGUCCAUUGCCGCCGUCGCCGUCUCCGAAUCCCCCCACCUCUCCGUCUCCCAGAUCGCCGCCGCGGGCCUUUCCACAGCCGCCGUCCUCCUCGUCCUCGGUGCCACCGGCCUUAUGUCCUUCUUCUACAGGUACAUCCCCCAGCCCGUCGUCCGUGGAGUUCAGCUCUCUCAGGGCCUUUCCUUUGCCUUCUCCGCGAUCAAAUACAUUCGGUACGAACAAGAUUUCGCGGCAUCAAAGUCUGGCUCUCCCCGGUCGUGGCUCGGGCUAGACGGUCUGAUCCUCGCCCUGGCCUCCAUACUCUUUCUACUCCUGUCCACUGGAGCUGGCGAUACUGAUUCGAGCUCGAGCUCGAGCUCGAUCGAAGAUACUGACGGUAGUCUUGAGCUAAGCCAGUCGAAGCAUCGCAUCAAGCAGAGACUGAGGAUCCUCUCAUCGAUACCGUCGGCCCUCUUGGUUUUCCUAUUCGGGCUAGUGAUCUGUUUCGUCCGCGACCCUUCGAUCUUCAAGGACAUCAGAUUUGGGCCAUCGAAGCUCCAUGUGCUGAAGAUCACCUGGGAUGAUUGGAAGACUGGAUUUUUCAGGGCUGCUGUCCCCCAGAUCCCGCUGUCAGUGCUAAACUCGGUCAUCGCAGUCUGCAAACUGUCGGGUGACCUGUUCCCCGACAGGGAACUAUCUGCAACCUCGGUCUCUGUCAGUGUUGGGUUAAUGAACUUUGUUGGGUGCUGGUUUGGGGCGAUGCCGGUGUGUCACGGGGCUGGCGGCCUUGCGGGCCAGUACCGGUUCGGGGCACGAACCGGUCUAUCUGUUGUGUUCCUCGGGCUUGGGAAGCUGUUUCUGGGGCUGGUUUUUGGUAACUCCUUUGUCCGGGUUCUGAGCCAGUUCCCUAUUGGGAUUCUGGGGGUGUUGCUGCUGUUUGCUGGGGUAGAGCUCGCAAUGGCUUCCAGGGACAUGAACUCGAAGGAGGAGUCCUUUGUGAUGUUGGUCUGUGCUGCUGUAUCUUUGACCGGGUCCAGUGCCGCUCUCGGGUUCGGAUGUGGGAUCUUGCUGUUCUUGCUGGUCAAGUUGAGGUCCAUGGAUUGCUCUUCUGGGUUCUUCUCGUUCAAGAAAUCGAAAAAUCCUGUCAAUGAGGCUAAUAUAAUCCCUUGAGCCAACGAUCUUCCUGAUGAGUUUAUCUGAGCAAAAAUAAUGGCCGUUCGCAGAGCAUGUACAGAUUUGGCCUCUGUAAGAUAUAUUAUGCUCAGCCAGACUGAUAAGUUACUACAAUUCAAGGCUUGCAGAGUGGUGGAAGCAUUCGGCAAGGUAUAAUCAUUGUAGAAAUCGUCUUCAACUUUGUCCUGUUUCUGUAACUGAUGACUUUUAUUGGUUAUAAGUAGCAUACACGCUGCUAAAAGUUCCUGCGAUGCUACGGUUCUGUUAUUGCUGAUGCCAUCAUCACAAAGUUAUCGGAUAUAGCAUGCCAUAUGAGGUUAAA
Messenger RNA from Punica granatum (pomegranate), 1808 nucleotides. NCBI's taxonomy places the organism in Eukaryota, Viridiplantae, Streptophyta, Magnoliopsida, Myrtales, Lythraceae. The record is from RefSeq and is a predicted model, not a curated record.